Opisthorchis viverrini is the source of this 483-nucleotide messenger RNA. RefSeq lists its product as hypothetical. The coding region runs from base 1 to 483 and encodes 160 amino acids. Lineage: Eukaryota; Metazoa; Platyhelminthes; Trematoda; Opisthorchiida; Opisthorchiidae. The record is from RefSeq and is a predicted model, not a curated record. The transcript has 3 exons.
AUGCGCAGAGUUCAAGUCGAAGGAAGCACUUUACCCUCGACAGCCCACGACAGGUUUCGCCCUUCUUCGGGCUCAUCAGGUAGACGCAGUCUUCAAGUUUCCGUCAGUCUUAUGUUCUACUUGAACCCAAAUCGGACUGUUUUUGAAAAAUACACUCAUUUGCAAAUCAAUUUGGUUUUCACGAGAUACUCAAGAAGGGCGAAACCGGUCUUGGGCUGUCGAAGAGUUUUCAGCAACCUUGUGACUACGGUAACCUUUUGGUGCCUAACUUCCACGCCACCAGAAGGAAGAAUGAUGGUUGGGAUACCGCCAGGCUGUCCAAGUCUACACAGGAGUGGUCGAGAUGCAGAUUUUGGGUUUGAACAAAGAGCUUCGGAUCGUUCAGCUGUAGCACCCUUUCGGUGCCUAGCUGCCAUGCUAUUUGAAGGAAGCACGAGGGCUGUGAUACUACCAGGUUGCCCAAGCCUAGACAGGGAAAGUUGA